AAAAUUAUGAGUCAAACUGCAGUUUUUCAGACUAUGGAAUACCAUGUUUGUAAGAAAAUCGCGAAAGUGGUCAUUGAAAGGCUUAGAGAUUUAUCACCAACAUCGAGACAAGAAAGCAGACUUCAGGUAAAGAUUGAGAGAGAAGAAUGUGAAACUAAUCACAUCAAAGAAGAGCCACAACCAACCUCCAAUCAGGUAAAGAUUGAGAGAGAAGAAUGUGAAACUAAUCACAUCAAAGAAGAGCCACAACCAACCUCCAAUCAGGUAAAGAUUGAGAGAGAAGAAUGUGAAACUAAUCACAUCAAAGAAGAGCCACAACCAACCUCCAAUCAGAUGGAGACUGUUACUGUUAAAAAGGAAGAGGAGGAGGAGGAGGAGGAGGAGGAGGAGGAUGAUAGCAGCCAGCAACCAGCUGCAGUAGAAGAUGAUUGCAGCCAACAACAUUAUCUAAUCCCUGGCUACAACAUGAUCUUCAUCAAAGAGGAGGCAUAUGAUGAGCAAGAGGCUGAAGGAAGUUCAGUGAAGAGUGAACCAGAGAUGUGGCCUUCAAACUGCAGCACAUCUGGCCGAGACUAUGCAACAGAAGUGGGUGGACUGAAUGAGCAUUCAAUCUCUCCAGUGGAAAAGUGCACUGAGUCAUCUGUGGCUGGCAAAAAUACCAAGCUCCACAGCUGUGCUCACUGUAGCUAUAAGACACCAAAUUUUGUCAAUUUGAAGAGAAACAUUCGAAAACACACUGGAGAAAACCCUUUCAGCUGUAAAUUUUGUGAAUAUAAAUGUGCCCAGUUAGGUAAUUUGAGAAGACAUAUCAGAACACAUACAGGAGAAACUCCCUUCAGCUGCGAUUUAUGUGAUUAUAAAUGUGCCCAGUUAGGUAGUUUGAAAGCACAUAUUAGAACACAUACAGGAGAAACUCCCUUCAGCUGCGAUUUAUGUGAUUAUAAAUGUGCCCAGUUAGGUAGUUUGAAAGCACAUAUCAGAACACAUACAGGAGAAACUCCUUACACCUGCGAUUUAUGUGAUUAUAAAUGUUCCCAGAUAGGAAAUUUGAGAAGACAUAUCAGAACACAUACAGGAGAAACUCCCUUCAGCUGCGAUUUAUGUGAUUAUAAAUGUGCCCAGUCAGUUAGUUUGAGAAGACAUAUCAGAACACAUACAGGAGAAACUCCCUUCAGCUGCGAUUUAUGUGACUAUAAAUGUGCCCAGUUAGGUAGUUUGAAAUUACAUAUUAUCAGGAGACAUAAAGAAGAAAAACCUUUCAGCUGCGAAUUUUGUGAUUUCAAAACUGCUAGUUCAAGUUCUUUGAAAAUUCAUAUCAGAACACAUACAGGAGAAACUCCUUUCAGCUGCGAUUUAUGUGAUUAUAAAUGUGCUACUUCAGGUAAUUUGAAAGCACAUAUCAGGACACAUAAAAUUAUAUUUAUUUAAAUAAAAAACCAUGUGUCAUAGAAUUGGUUAUGUUUCACUAUUAAGAAUUCAUGAAUUUAGGUAGAAUUAAUUAUACCACCAUAACAAAGAAUUAGGCUCAGUUGCAUAAAAGCCUGUUCAGUUUUUAAUCAUGGUUAAAUUCGGCAAGAACCAAUUAGAGAAGGCUUCUCUAAUUGGUUCUGGUUGUCUAUAAUUAAGAUUAAAAGUUAACAGACUUUCCUGCAAGAUUUUCACAUUUUUCAGCACUAACAUGAACACAUGAGUGCAUAACAUAUUUUUUUAUCAGUACUGAAAUGGGGCCAGUAUUACAAAAAUCAGACUAGUGUAAAUGCUAUAACCUGUUUGAUGCCCUAGAAAAGUAAACUAUCUUGGAAAAACAUAAGUGCCAAGCUAAAUAAAGCCGUUUUCAGGAGAGUCGGCAGGGCAGGAAGCUCUCUGAUUGGCUGAUUAUCACCCCAAAUGCCAACUGAUCCCCAAUCAUCCAAUUCCCAAAUGCCAACCCAAUCGGACAGCUUCCUACCCUUCACAUCAUAUGGGAGAAGCAACUACUGUAGUGAGGUGCACGUUAUAAUGGUAGUGGAGAAAGAUAGGAGAAAAACGUUGCCGAUCCUCUGUCUUGUCAAUACCUUCUAUAGACGGUAGCUGAUACAGCUGACGGUAGAUUGAUGUAAUAUGAUCUGUUCAUUCUCAUUUAAUACAAUCAAUUAUUCAUACUUUUCAAUAAUUUCAUAAUAAAUUUACAUAAUUAAGAAGAAAUAUUUUAUUACUUAAUUAUUAAUUCUACAUUGUUGACAUUCGUCAAAAGACGAUCUGGCAACAGAGCAAAGUGAGAAAGAGAUAGCGCUAUCUGCCUUGUUGAAUGAGAGACAAGGAUAGCAAUACCAUUGCUAAUCAAGCACUGUCAUUUUAAAAUGGAUUUCACUAUAGUUAGGGAUUAGUGAGAAUGUAUUAAGUAGAGCGCACACUAGGUCGGUGGAUAAUAACUAUUUCAAGGUUAAUACUUUCUUGUAUGUAAUGUAUGUUCUAACUUAUCAUAUUAUGUUUUCUAGCUGUGUUCUAACAAGUAAUUCAUUCUUUAUUGAUUAUUUCAUUGACUAUUAACUUCAGUGAUUUCAUUCAAUAUGGACAUCUAUUGUGAAAUAGACACGUUAAAAGUCGGUCCCGGCUGCCUAAAAAGCAGUCGUUAGGUCAUGUCAGAGGCCCUGAAAUUGAUCAGUGGUGGCCUGAAAACUCUGACACCAGACCUGAGCCAGCCAGGUCACUCGAUAUUAUUAUUAUUGUGAAAUCAAUUCAACAACAGUCAGCAUUUCUUAUUGAAAACAUCAAUGCUACCCAUUCCCCCCACUCUGACAGUUUGAAGAUAAUCUCAUUAUACCUCAGUGCUCAUCCUGGGUGUCAUUCAUAAGUGCGAUGUCUCAAGAGGGCUUAAAAGUACUUCAACUAUCCAUUUUUUGUGUGUAUCAUAUAAAAUAAUUAACAUACCUGUAUCUUGAAAAUUAUUUGCAUUUUGUCAUUAAAAAGCCAAAAUUAGC
Nilaparvata lugens (brown planthopper) is the source of this 2960-nucleotide messenger RNA. RefSeq names its product gastrula zinc finger protein XlCGF57.1-like. Gene Ontology annotation, molecular function: RNA polymerase II transcription regulatory region sequence-specific DNA binding; DNA-binding transcription factor activity, RNA polymerase II-specific. Gene Ontology annotation, cellular component: nucleus. Lineage: Eukaryota; Metazoa; Arthropoda; Insecta; Hemiptera; Delphacidae. Bases 7 to 1428 code for a protein of 473 amino acids. The transcript has 9 exons. Gene Ontology annotation, biological process: regulation of transcription by RNA polymerase II. The record is from RefSeq and is a predicted model, not a curated record.